CACGGACCAGGAUAUGGUUCUUCUUCAAUUUAAAAUCGGAGCUGACCUAUCCAAUCCUAUUAUUAUAGCACACACGGCGCACCCCUCGAGUGACUGGACGAAGAAUCAAGCAGCAAAAAAUGGAGGCCACCACCCUGCGGAAGCGGCCGCUCUCGGUCAAGACGGCCGCCGGACGCGAAGGGCGGACGGCGGCCGAAGCAGAGCUGGGGGAGCCGGUCAGCCCCUCCGCGAGGCUGGUGGAGGACUUCUACAUCAUCGUCCUCAUGGGCGCCUCCACGCCCCUCAACCUCCCCGCCCUCCGCGCCGGCAUCGAGGCCCAGCUCGCACGCUACCCACACUUCCGCAGCAUCCAGGUGACGGACAGGGACGGCGAGCUGCGGUGGUUGCCGACGACGGUGAACGUGGACAACCACCUCAUCCGCCCGACGCUGGACCCGGCCGCCGUGGCGGCCAACCCGGACAAGGCCGUAGAGGACUACGUGGCGUCGCUGUCCACGCUGCCCAUGGACCGGUCCCAGCCGCUGUGGGAGUUCCACCUCUUCGACUUCCCGACCUCCGAGGCGACCUCCACCGCCGCGAUCCGCGUGCACCACUCCCUCGGGGACGGCAUGUCGCUGCUCACGCUCCUCAUGGCCUGCACGCGCAGCGCCGCCGACCCGACCAGGCUGCCGGCCAUGCCGCCGCUACCGACGCGCACGGGCGCCAUCUACCAGCGCCCGCGCCCUUCGGCGGGCGUCCUGGCGUUCCUCGCGUGGGUCUGGUCGUUCGUCGUGCUCGCCUGGCACACCGUGGUGGACGUCGUCGGCUUCUUCGCGACCAUACUGUUCUUGAAGGAUCCGCACACGCUGUUCAAGCGGGUGAACCACGCGGAGACGCAGCGCAAGCGCAUCGUGCACCGGAGGCUUAGCCUCGACGACGUCAAGUUCGUCAAGAACGCCAUGAAAUGCACAGUUAACGAUGUGUUGAUUGGAGUCACAUACGCUGCCCUGUCGCGCUAUCACUUCCGAAAGUCAGGUGAAACCGACACUCAUAAAGAGAUACGGGUACGCUCGAUGCUUCUCGUCAACUUAAGGCCGACCACAAGCCUACACGCAUGCGUUGAUAUGAUAAAGUCGGGCAAAGAAAGCCACGUGGAAUGGGGAAAUGAACUUGGGUUCAUCAUCCUUCCGUUCUUCAUCGGCAUGCACAGCGACCCACUCGACUACGUUCGCAAGGGGAAGAAGGUUGUGGACAGGAAGAAGAGCUCACUGGAGGUGGUAUUCACACAUGUCGCCGCAGAAGUGAUCUUCAAAGUGUUUGGACUGAAGGCAGCUUCGGCUAUCUUCCAUCGUAUGAUCUCCCAUACCACUAUAUCAUUCGCCAACAUGACUGGCCCGGUUGAACAGGUCGAGUUUUGUGGGCAUCCAAUCGUCUUCAUCGCCCCUAGCGGCUAUGGACCGCCAGAAGCCCUAACCGUGAAUUAUCAAAGCUAUGUCAACACCAUCAUGAUAAAUCUAGCACUGGAUGAGGGACACUUUCCUGACUAUGAUGAACUUUUGGAUGACUUUGUUGAAUCCCUUGAGCAUAUUAAGGAUGCAGCUUCACGCCUUGGAAUGCAUCAUAGGAAGGCCUAAAGCUAUUUGCAUCAGUGCAAUAUAUUCAUGAUUUCGCUACUGUGCCAUUCAAUAUUACUGAUGGACUAUGCUCCCUUGGUCCAGAACUGUAAGGUGCAUAAUUAAUGAGUAUACACGAAUAAUAUUAUUGUA
Aegilops tauschii subsp. strangulata is the source of this 1745-nucleotide messenger RNA. RefSeq names its product wax ester synthase/diacylglycerol acyltransferase 11. NCBI's taxonomy places the organism in Eukaryota, Viridiplantae, Streptophyta, Magnoliopsida, Poales, Poaceae. Gene Ontology annotation, cellular component: plasma membrane. Gene Ontology annotation, biological process: triglyceride biosynthetic process. Gene Ontology annotation, molecular function: diacylglycerol O-acyltransferase activity. The record is from RefSeq and is a predicted model, not a curated record.